Molecule: messenger RNA, 617 nt
Organism: Ochlerotatus camptorhynchus
Lineage: Eukaryota; Metazoa; Arthropoda; Insecta; Diptera; Culicidae
Exons: 3
Coding region: 1-543 (180 amino acids)
Source: RefSeq, a predicted model, not a curated record
AUGAUGCGAGUUGCAGUAAUCAUUCUAGCCUUCUACACAAUUUUCUGCUACAGCUACAAUUAUGCUGUGGCCACCCUGAGUCACAAGCAAACAUCAACCAGCAUCAAGCUGGACCUGUUCAACAAGGCACCGAUUUUCCAGCACAAUACCUGCGCCUGUAGUGCGGAAGCGCAGUUGGUUGGAAAUGGGAACCCGACAAAAGAAUCUACCAUUCCAUCGAACGUAUGUCACUGCCGAACGUGUGUAGCACGGGACUCCGACGAACGUGGAAAUCCACAUCUCCAUUGCGAAGAAAGUACCAUGACGGAGGAAGAGUUCCGAUCGCUCCAGGCCCAGAACAUGGCCACCGAAGUUCCAUCCUUGGAUGGGAACCAUCAAUCGAAGCGAAAGAAGCGAUCGCCAUUAUCGUGGGAUGAACUGAUGCAGAAGAUUGCUCUAAUGGGAAGCCACGACAGUACGUACACCAAACGGACCCAGGGAUACUUCCACUUUAAUUAUGUCAACAGCAGUACAGUGUCUACUACAACACAGGCCGGUAGAUGAUAAUUCCGUUCUGAAUAGCCCCAAGUUGAACGAACGGUGAAGGCAGCAUGUUAAAAGCUCAAAAGUGUAAUAAA